Molecule: messenger RNA, 1268 nt
Organism: Spirometra erinaceieuropaei
Lineage: Eukaryota; Metazoa; Platyhelminthes; Cestoda; Diphyllobothriidea; Diphyllobothriidae
Source: the annotation of a GenBank genome assembly
AUGCUUCGGUCGUUGCUUGUCAUCCUCCUCGGUAGGUGCUCUGCGUUCUGUCGUGUGAACGUAUUGUCCGAUAAUUCGCAUAACUUCCUCCCUUAAUAUUACUGUUCGACUCCUUUUUCGUCAAAAUGUUUCGAUUCAGCAAAUACCCAUGUGCCAUUUCGCCUGCCUUCACGACCCUAUAGCUGUAGGGUGCAGCUGCAUGGCAGCAGCCAUUCGAGGUUCGCUUUAUCUAACAAUAUCAUGGGUUCCCGCGAGCUGUGCAGCAUAUUCUAUCUUCGACAUAUUUUGGGACUUUUAACCCCUGUUCUCAGUGCACCUGGCCCGCAUUAGCUUUGUUAUCCUAAUCAACGACCCGGAUCCCGUUUCUAUACUACAGCCAAGCUUAAUCAGUUAAUUCUUUUGUUUGUCAAUUUUUUGAUUGUUGCUGUUCUUCUGUGUUUUGACGUUUUGAGAUCUAUAUUUUAUCUUUACUUCGUGCCUACUUCUAGCUGCCCUCGCAUUGAGCGAUGACGUGGAAAUUGUUGACGAUGAGCCGAUUGCGCCGACUAUUGUAGAGCCCGAAACUGUAGGUUUUGGUAUAUUUUUAUUUAUCUUUAUGUUACAAAAGUUCGACGCGGAAGGUGAAUUUAAGGGGGCGGAAAACAUGAAUGCACUUCUCUCAUUCGUUGACCCACCUCUUGGCUUCGUGCGGUCAACUAGCCCUGCCUCGAUAGUUGCUGGGAAAGUGUGCAAAUUUGUUGUCUCGCUGGAAAAUUCAGCCACAACUGGCUCGGUGCACUACUCGCUGUAUACUCUGGAGGCCGCUUUGCACUAUCCUCACUAUUAUGGUUACCACAUUCAAAAUUUCACCACGCAAGUCCUCCAAAAUACACUUGAACCGGGGCAGCAGGUAAUCCCAUCCUACUUUCCCUAGCAUGCCCUAAGGCUAGUCUCUUCUACAGCUUCACGCCAUCCGUACAGCUGGCUGGCCAACACUUUGACCUCGCUGUAAUCCUAACCUAUCAUGACCAGAGCGGUCGGCCCUACUUCCACUCUCUAUUCAAUGCCACUAUCGCGGUACCUCAGUCUUUUUUAUUUGACUUACACCUGUGCUUGACCAGCUUCUUGAAGAUGAUGAGGGCAUGGAUACUGAAAUUAUCUUCCUCACGCUCCUAGUCCUGGCUAUAACUGCUCUUGUAGCGUUUGCUUUGUGGACAUGGAUUUCAUCAAAGGCCCUCAAGCGUUCUNGGGUGGCCGGAAAGAAGGACUCGUUUGAUGAUGGCACGUGA